AUGGGUGUUUUCGAUAUCGUUCCCGCCGGCGUCCUUACCGGAGACAACGUCCGCAAGCUCUUCGAGUAUGCGAAGGAGCACAAGUUCGCCAUUCCCGCCAUCAACGUCACCUCCUCAUCCGUAGCCAACUCUGUUCUCGAGGCCGCCCGUGACAUCAAGGCCCCCAUCAUCAUCCAGGUCUCCCAAGGCGGCGCUGCCUUCUUCGCCGGCAAGGGUCUCCCCAACGACAAGCAGCAGGCUUCCAUCGCCGGUGCCGUCGCCGCUGCCCACCAUGUCCGCACUGUAGCGAAGGAGUACGGCGUCCCCGUCGUCCUCCACUCGGACCACUGCGCGAAGAAGCUCCUCCCCUGGUUCGACGGCAUGCUCAAGGCCGACGAGGAGUACUUCAAGGCCCACCAGGAGCCCCUCUUCUCCUCCCACAUGCUCGACCUCUCCGAGGAGCCCAAGGAGGAGAACAUCGCCACCUGCAUCGGCAUCACCGGCGGCGAGGAGGACGGCGUCGACAACACCGGGGUCGACAACUCCCUCCUCUACACCCAGCCCGAGGACAUCUUCGACGUCUACACCGCCCUCUCCGCCGUCGGCCCCAACUUCAGCAUCGCCGCCGCCUUCGGCAACGUCCACGGCGUCUACAAGCCCGGCAACGUCCGCCUCCAUCCCGAGCUCCUCCAGAAGCACCAGCUCUACGCCGAGAGCAAGAUCGGCGGCAGCGCCAAGAAGCCCCUCUUCCUCGUCUUCCACGGCGGCUCCGGCUCCACCAAGGACGAGAUCAAGACCGCCGUCGACAACGGCGUCGUCAAGAUGAACGUCGACACCGACACCCAGUGGGCGUACCUCACCGGUAUCCGGGACUUUGUGCAGAGCAAGUCGGGCUACCUCCAGACCCAGGUCGGGAACCCCGACGGAGCGGACAAGCCCAACAAGAAGUACUACGACCCGCGGGUGUGGGUGCGUGAGGGCGAGAAGACGCUCGUCGUGCGUGUCAAGGAGGCGUGCGCGGACCUGGGCAACACCAACCAGCUGUGA
Epithele typhae is the source of this 1026-nucleotide messenger RNA. Its product is annotated as fructose-bisphosphate aldolase. NCBI's taxonomy places the organism in Eukaryota, Fungi, Basidiomycota, Agaricomycetes, Polyporales, Epitheliaceae. Gene Ontology annotation, molecular function: zinc ion binding; fructose-bisphosphate aldolase activity. Gene Ontology annotation, biological process: glycolytic process; gluconeogenesis. Gene Ontology annotation, cellular component: cytosol. The record is from RefSeq and is a predicted model, not a curated record. The coding region runs from base 1 to 1026 and encodes 341 amino acids. The transcript is spliced from 11 exons.